UCAACCUACAAACCUGACUAUUCAAGUGCUUCUGAAAUAGUCGGAACUAGACGCCGCUUCUUGAAGAUGCCCAGGUUUGAACAAGCAACUAAACCCUCAGGGCGCUUGCCUGCUGCUGGAGGGGUAGCAUACCCUGGAAAUACCGGCGGCUACAGCCUCCAUGUACCUGAAACGCUUCCAUCUUCCUUUAACAAUGGCUAUACAGGACCGGCUCGUGAUGUCGGUUCCAGGACCUACAAUCCUGUCAGAAACUUUAGGGACAUUGCUGGGGAUGAAGUUAAUAGGGCUAUAAACGACCUCAGACGGCAGUCCGCACCGACCAAAACACCUGAGUUCGAAAGAGGAUACCUUAGUGUUUCCAGAAUGCAGCCUAAAUUUACUAACGAAUACGAAUUCAUCCCUUACAAUAGACCCUCCAGAAAUAUCAUACCCUCCGCCAAUUCACCCAGUGACAGGGCCUCUAGAUUAUUCGAUGCUGCGAAUCGUUUAAAUGAUAACCCUGGCUCUCAGAAUAUGGAAGCUGGGGGCGGGUGGAAAGCUGGUUUGACCGAAGCUCCGAUAUCCUCAAGAGGUUUCACUGUAGGUAGCACAAGCGAAAUUCUUCCGGGAACUGGCUCAUACAGUUCAUCUACCGUUGGGAGGAGACAGUCUGUACUUAUUGGGGGUAGCGAUGGCUCUCCUAACGCAGACACCACCAUGAACACAAUCCUGGAUGGACGCUUAAGAGGUUCGAUGUCCAGCUACCCUAGCAAGUACCCAUCUUCAGGGGGUCCCUGGGUCCCCUAUUUUCGUAAAGAUAACUCCGGUAGCCGCUCUGCUGAUAUCGACGGCUUUGUUGAAGGCCGUGACGGAGGCCGCGGAAAUACCGACGACACCCGUUUUCUUGUCACCACCGGGUACAGGGCUAUGCCCACUGGUGCUGGAGCAAAUGCUGGCUACACCACCAACAAUCCACUCUAUCGUUCCGACGGCUCCUAUGGUUAUAUCAGUCGAAGUAACAGCCCUAGUCAUUCUAGUGGUUAUUCAGGUACCAACGAUAACAGUGGUCACAAAGGUUACCAGCCGUUCUUGCUAGCACGCUCAUCUAGCGUCUCACCUGUUUCCAGCCAAGAGAACAGAGCAUGGAAUCCAAGAGGUGUAUGGCAAGGCAUCAGCUCAUCUCCUGUUUCUGCUAGCAAUUAGUGCGUGAAUGUAAGCAAACCUGGAUAUCAUAACCAAGGAACCAAGAAGAUUUUAAAAAAAUCCUAGACGGACAAUUCACCAAUCUACUUUGAAAUUACACCAGAAUACAACAAAGCCGGAAUUCCCGCUGGAAUAUGUCACUCUUUUACACGCAUUUAAUGCUUAUCGCUUUCGAGAAUCAUACAUUUUUAUAAAACUAAAGCAUGCUUGAUUUUC
Messenger RNA from Rhipicephalus sanguineus (brown dog tick), 1398 nucleotides. RefSeq lists its product as uncharacterized. Bases 67 to 1182 code for a protein of 371 amino acids. The record is from RefSeq and is a predicted model, not a curated record. Lineage: Eukaryota; Metazoa; Arthropoda; Arachnida; Ixodida; Ixodidae. The transcript is spliced from 3 exons.